Messenger RNA from Maudiozyma saulgeensis, 2007 nucleotides. NCBI's taxonomy places the organism in Eukaryota, Fungi, Ascomycota, Saccharomycetes, Saccharomycetales, Saccharomycetaceae. The record is from the annotation of a GenBank genome assembly.
AUGGAUAUCGAACCAACGUUCAAGGGUUACAUUGAAGAUGAAAAUGAUGCACUUCUAAUACUCCAAGCUACUUUAGAUGGAAAAUUAAAGCAUAUUCCUAGGAGACCAUACGAAAUUGAGAGACCCUACUUGAUUGUAUCUGGUAAUAUAUUCGUAUUUAUCGAGGAAAUAUCAGGGAUCAAGAGAUGGACAGAUGGUGUUUCGUGGUCGCCGUCAAGAAUUGCGAAUAAGUUUUUAAUAUACAAAGAAUUAGAUAAGGAUAAUCCAUCAUCAAUUGCAAGAAGAAAAACUAGCUCAACAAUAAAAUUACCACCUUUAGUGAAAGCUACUGUUGGUCAAGAUUCAAGUGAUAAUACAUCGUCUUCAAAGAGUGAUAGUAAUUCACCAACGUCUUCAUUGAGGUCUGUUCAUCCUUUAAAAUUUACUGGGUUAGUUAAAAAGACAAUUUCAGUGACUUUGAAACGUCACCCUUACAAUUAUUAUGAGAAUUUUCAUAUAGUUUCUUAUUACACCACAGAGGAUGUUAAACAAAAUAGAUUAAUAACCCCAAAGGACUCUCUUUUCUUUAGAAAUGUUAGACCUUCCUUAGAGUUAGUGACGGCAAUGGAAAAUACUACACUAGGCAAUACGAAGGGACAUAAUAAAAAUGCAUCUCUUACGCCUUCAAGUACACCAAUGGGUAAUAUGGAAAUGGUUAAUAUAAACACUGCGGGCAGUAAUCAAAACCACUUAAACCCAUACGGUCAUCAAGGUGUUGAGACUGGCCCAUUAAAUGGUAAUACUCUAAAGAGCAAUCAAAAUGGUAGAAAUCCACUUGUGAAAAAUGAGGAUUAUUCAACAACUUCAUCUUCAACAUUAUUACAUACAAUGAAUCCAUAUAUUCCACAAUCACCUAAUCCACAAAACAAUAGGUACUAUGUUCAACAAGGAAAUAUGCCAAAUGGAAAUGGGCAAGUCAUGAAUGGUUCAUACCCUUACCAAAACUCAAUGUCGUAUAUGAAUUCAGAUUAUCCACCUUCACAACCGCAACAGCAACAAACCCAACCUCCUCCACCUCAACAAUCGCAACUGUCACAGCAGCAGCAACAACAGGCAACACAAUCCUUCCAAUCUCAAACACAUCCACAGAAAUCUCAACAAGGGCAGGGAACGCAACAUCAGGGAAAUGUACCUGGCGUUAACUCUUAUCCCUAUUAUAUUUCAAGUACACCGUUCAAUAACCAAGGAUAUUCAGAUAGCUCUGCACCUGGUGGAAAUUCAGGAAGUGUCUUGUCAUCAUAUUAUGCACAGAACGAGCAAAAUAACACGAAUAAUGCAAAUAAUUUAUCUUCCAUCACGUAUAAUACGGGUCCUUAUCCUGUAUAUCCUGUAAAUGUGAAUAUGUCAUAUUAUAGUGGUAACUCUGCUUUUGGGAAAUCUGGUCAUGGUGCUGCCGCCCCAAGUGAGAACAAUUCAGCAGUGGUUACACCUUCGAUGAACAUGGCUGGAAAAGCAAACGGACCUGUCGGUAAUGCUGGAAUGGGAAAUGGAUAUAAUUCUAUUCCUGUACAACAAGGUCAAAUGCAUAACCAACAGAAUCACUCUAUUCAACAACAACAGCAACAACAACAACAACAACAACAACAGUAUGUGCAAUCACAACAGAUGCCAUACCCAACGAAUGGUGGAAACCAUGCGGGUUAUACUAAUACGCCACAUAAUCAGGCAGUACCGCAAAUGUAUCAAUAUCAGUCCCAAUCCUUACCGCAAUAUCAACACCAAGUUCCAGGGACAGCACCAAAUGUAGCAUAUAUGUACCCAAAUAUGCCCUAUGCAGCUUCCAAUAUGACUAGUAGGGGAUCUUCGGAAACGGUCAACGGCUCAGCGAAUGGAACAAAUGGCCAUAUAAUGGGUUCAUCCAUAAAUCCAACAUCGACGGGAGCCCCAAAUAUGCAGAACAGCAAUAUGGAGAGUAAUCCUAACAAUAACGUACCUCCUUCAUCAAACAUGAAUCAUGGUGCUCGCUAA